Eruca vesicaria subsp. sativa (arugula) is the source of this 327-nucleotide messenger RNA. The record is from the annotation of a GenBank genome assembly. Lineage: Eukaryota; Viridiplantae; Streptophyta; Magnoliopsida; Brassicales; Brassicaceae.
AUGGAUUCAUUAAGAAGUCAAGGUGGGAUUCAGAUGCUUUUAACUGCUGAACAAGAAGCCGGCCGGAUCGUUUCAGCUGCUAGGACCGCAAAACUAGCAAGAAUGAAGCAAGCGAAAGACGAGGCCGAGAAAGAGAUGGAAGAGUAUCGGUCCCGACUAGAAGAAGAGUAUCAGACACAAAUUUCAGGGACGGAACAAGAAGCAGCUGCGAAACGUUUAGACGAGGAGACAGAUGGCAGGAUUCAAAACCUUAAGGAAUCUAGUUCAAAAGUCUCAAAGGAGAUUGUCAAGAUGCUCAUCAAGUAUGUUACCACUACUGGAGCAUGA